Molecule: messenger RNA, 4005 nt
Organism: Sugiyamaella lignohabitans
Lineage: Eukaryota; Fungi; Ascomycota; Dipodascomycetes; Dipodascales; Trichomonascaceae
Gene: ARO1
Product: pentafunctional protein ARO1p
Exons: 1
Coding region: 1-4005 (1334 amino acids)
Biological process (GO): aromatic amino acid biosynthetic process; chorismate biosynthetic process
Cellular component (GO): cytoplasm
Molecular function (GO): shikimate 3-dehydrogenase (NADP+) activity; 3-phosphoshikimate 1-carboxyvinyltransferase activity; shikimate kinase activity
Source: RefSeq, a predicted model, not a curated record
AUGAUCCACUCUAUUGUGACUGGUUCCGUAAGAGUCAAGGCUGAGGUCGUCACUGCUGAUGAAAGAGAGGGUGGUUUGAGAAACUUGCUCAACUUUGGUCACUCUAUUGGUCAUGCUUUUGAAGCUCUUUACAUGCCUCAUAUCCUCCACGGAGAAUGUGUGUCUAUUGGUAUGGUUUACGAGGCCGAGUUGUCGAGAUAUUUGGGCCAUUUGAGUGCUGCUGCAGUUGCUAGACUUACCAAGUGCUUGACUGCUUACCAUCUUCCUACUACUCCUGAUGAUAAGCUUGUCCGUAAGAGAUCUAAGAACAUUGUUUGUCAUGUUGAUGAUCUAUUAAGAAUCAUGAAUGUGGAUAAGAAGAAUGACGGCAAGAAAAAAAAGAUUGUACUUCUUUCGGAAAUUGGAAAGACUUAUGAGAAACAGGCUACUGUUGUUGCUGAUGACGAUAUCCGAGUUGUUCUUUCCAAUAACAUUUCUGUUGGGAAUUUUGCUGGAUCUUCGCCUGCUAAGGUUAUUGUCACUCCUCCGGGGUCAAAGUCUAUUUCUAACCGUGCUCUUGUUUUGGCUGGUCUCGGUGUUGGAAAAUGUAGAAUUAAGAACUUGUUACACUCUGAUGAUACUGAACACAUGCUCAACGCAGUUCGUAAGCUACAAGCCGGUACAGUUGAACAGGAAGAAGGUGGUGAUGUUAUUGUCGUUACUGGUAACGGAGGUAACCUGGUGGUUCCAGAAUCUGAGCUUUAUCUCGGAAACGCUGGUACUGCCUCGAGAUUCUUAACCACUAUCGGUGCUUUAAUUGGUACUCCUGCUUCAAACAGUGAAGAAUAUGCUAUUUUGACCGGUAAUGCCCGUAUGAAGCAACGUCCUAUUGGACCACUUGUCGAUGCUUUGCGUGCCAAUGGUAGUGACAUUGAGUAUGUCGAGGCCGAGGGAUCUCUUCCUCUUCGCAUCAAGAGUGGUCUUGGAUUGAAGGGUGGUCGUAUUGAGCUCGCAGCUACUAUUUCUUCUCAGUAUGUCUCUUCUAUUCUCAUGUGUGCUCCUUAUGCCAAGGAACCAGUUACCCUGGCUUUGGUCGGUGGAAAGCCUAUCUCCCAGCUUUAUAUUGAUAUGACUAUUGCCAUGAUGGCCUCUUUUGGUAUCAAGGUUGAGAAAUCGACUACUGAAGAAUACACCUACCACAUUCCUCAAGGCGUUUACAAGAAUCCUGAAGAGUAUGUCAUUGAGUCCGAUGCUAGUUCGGCCACUUAUCCAUUGGCAUUUGCUGCCAUGACCGGAACUGAAUGUACUGUUCCUAACAUUGGCUCGUCUUCUUUGCAGGGUGAUGCUAGAUUUGCUGUCGAUGUCUUGAAGCCAAUGGGUUGUACUGUUAUUCAAACCAGUACUUCCACCACUGUGCGUGGACCUCCUGUGGGUACCCUUAAACCAUUGCCUCAUGUUGAUAUGGAGCCUAUGACUGAUGCUUUCUUGACUGCUUCGGUUGUGGCUGCUAUUGCUUGUAACAACGGCAAUGGAACCACCACCCAGAUCACUGGUAUUGCUAAUCAAAGAGUCAAGGAGUGUAACCGUAUUGAUGCCAUGAUUCACGAGCUGGCUAAGUUUGGUGUUACUUGUAGAGAAUUGCCAGAUGGUCUUGAAAUUGAUGGCAAGCCUAUUGAGAAACAGCAUGCUCCGGAAGAGGGUGUCCACACCUACGACGACCACCGUGUGGCCAUGAGUUUCAGUUUGCUAGCUGCUGUGUUGAACGAAGAUGUCUUGAUUACUGAUCGUAGAUGUGUUGGCAAGACCUGGCCUGGUUGGUGGGAUACUUUGUCUUCUUCAUUCAAGGUUAAGCUACAGGGUGUUGAUGAUUCGUCGGCUACUGCUUCCGCUGCUAAGCUCGCUCCUAAUGGAGACAAAACUAUCGUGGUUAUCGGAAUGAGAGGUGCUGGAAAAACUUCCAUGAGCAAAUGGGUGGCAGCUUCUCUUGGGCUUAAAUUUGUUGACCUCGACCAAUAUAUGGAAGCUAAACUUCAGAAGACCAUUCCUGAGGUUAUCCAUGCUGAGGGUUGGGAGGGUUUCCGUGCACAUGAGCUGGCAAUCUUAAAAGAUUUCUUGGCUCAACAUCCUAGAGGAUAUGUUGCUGCUUGUGGUGGAGGUGUUGUCGAGACUCCUGAAGCUCGAGUCGUGUUGAAGAAGCACAUGAGCAACGGAAACAUCGUACUUCAUGUUCACCGUAACAUCGACUCAAUUGUAUCAUACCUGAAUAUUGACAAGGAACGCCCAGCUUAUGUUGACGAUAUCCAGUCUGUUUGGAAGCGUCGUGAGCACUGGUACUUUGAGUGUUCUAACCGUUUCUACUUUGCGUCUCAGUUUGACAGCGAUGCUGAGUCGUUAAAGGUUCGCAAGUCUCUUGAUGCUUACUUGCAGAUCAUCACAGGAACGCGCCCAGUUACGAUCCCCAAAAAGCGUUCAUACUUCUUGUCCCUGACAUACGAGGAUUUGAAUUCUGUCGAUAACUUUGAUGAAAUUUUGGAGGGUUCUACAGCUGUCGAGUUACGUGUGGAUCUUCUAAGGGAGAAUGGUCAAGUUGGCGAUAUCCCCAGUCUCGAAUAUGUUGCUGAGCAAAUUGGUAUUCUGCGAAAGAACACGCUGCUACCAAUUAUAUUCACAGUUCGUUCUAAAUCUCAAGGCGGAAAAUUCCCAGACAACUCCGAGGAAGAUGCUGAGAAGCUUAUCAGACUUGGAUACAAAUUAGGAGUUGAAUUUGUUGAUUUGGAAUUAACAUUAUCAGCUACAGUUCUAAAAACAUUAGUUCAAGAAAAGGGAUUCUCCAAGAUUAUUGCUUCGCAUCAUAAUUUUGCAGGUGAUUUGAAAUGGAACGAUGCCACUUGGGAGCACUACUACGAAGAGGCUCUUCGUAUUGGUGAUAUUGUCAAGUUCGUUGGCAUGGCCAAGACACUAGAAGAUAAUUUCCUUUUGGAAACUUUCCGUCGUGCUCAUACUAGAAAGCCAUUGAUUGCUAUCAACAUGGGAGCUGUCGGCCAGCUGAGUAGAGUUGUCAACCCAGUAUUGACUCCAGUUACCCACUCUGCUUUGCCAGCCAAGGCAGCUCCAGGUCAAUUGAGUGUCAAGGAAAUCUAUGAAAUUCUUUAUAGAAUUGGUGGAAUCGAGAGCCAGGAAUUUUUUAUUGCUGGUCAUCCAGUUGAACACUCGCCUUCUCCUGCUCUUCAUAACAGCAGUUUCAAGGUACUUGGAUUACCACACCAGUAUUCAAGACUCGACACAGCUGAUGCCAGUGAAGUAGCCAAGAAAAUCGCUGACUUGGGUACCAAGUUUGGCGGUGCCAGUGUCACCAUCCCUUUGAAGGUUGACAUUAUUUCCCACCUGGACGAGCUUUCUAUUCAUGCCAAGACCAUUGGCGCAGUGAAUACUAUUUCCCGAACUGACGACGGUAAGCUUGUAGGAGACAAUACCGACUGGAUUGGUAUUGUCAACGCUCUCAAGUCGAGUGGUGUUGGUGUUGUUCAUGGUAAGGGCCAUGCUGCUCUUAUCGUUGGAGCAGGAGGUACUUCGAGAGCUGCUAUCUAUGCUUUCCACCAACUGGGUUUCGAUACUAUCUACAUUCUCAAUCGUACGUCGAGCAAGGGUGAGGAACUCGCUGCUGAGUUUGGCAAGCAGUACAAUGUCAAGGUUAUUACAGACAAGGCCAGUAUCAAGUCAGAGGUUGGAACUGCACCUUUAGUCGCUAUGAGCUGUAUUCCUGCUGACAAGCCAAUCGAUGCUGGUCUUCUGGAAAGUCUUGAUGUGCUCCUCAGCAUGCAAUUGCAAGACAGUCCUUUUGAGAAGACUCUGCUUGAUGCCGCUUAUAAGCCAGCAGUUACUCCCAUUAUGACUCUUGCUAAGGAAUCACAUGGUUGGAACGUUGUCGAGGGCCGUGAAAUGCUGUUGUACCAGGGAAUUGAACAGUUUAAGAUUUGGACUGGUCUUGAAGCUCCAUUCCGCGUUGCCCGCUCGGCUAUCAACUAA